AUUCUGAGUCGAGCCCGGGGCCGAGCGCUGGGAGCUCAGCAGGCGGCGGCGGCGGCGGCCUGAUCUCCGGGGCAGCCCGCUCCCUCCCGCUCUCUCCUUCCUUCCCCGCGGUCAGCAUGAAAGCCUUCAGCCCCGUGAGGUCCGUUAGGAAAAACAGCCUUUCGGACCACAGCCUGGGCAUCUCCCGCAGCAAAACCCCGGUGGACGACCCGAUGAGCCUGCUCUACAACAUGAACGACUGCUACUCCAAGCUCAAGGAGCUGGUGCCCAGCAUCCCCCAGAACAAGAAGGUGAGCAAGAUGGAAAUCCUGCAGCACGUCAUCGACUACAUCUUGGACCUGCAGAUCGCCCUGGACUCGCACCCCACCAUCGUCAGCCUGCACCACCCGCGCCCCGGCCAGAGCCAGGCGUCCAGGACGCCGCUGACCACCCUGAACACGGACAUCAGCAUCCUGUCCUUGCAGGCUUCUGAAUUCCCUUCUGAGUUCAUGUCAAAUGACAGCAAAGCACUCUGUGGCUGAGUAAAUGGUGUUCAUGACUCUCCCCGCUUUGCACAACAACAGACCCACAGGAACUUACUUUUCAGCCAUUUCACAAGGAGGACAGCACGUUGAAUGGACCUUUUUAAAAAAUGGAAGCAGAACCAAGAAGGGUCAGAUCCUCCUCCCCGGGGAGUUUCUGCGCGGGCCGGACUGUGGUAGUUAUUUAUGAAAAAGACUUUUAAUGCCCUUUCUGCAGUUGGAAGGUUUUCUUUAUAUACUGUUCCCACCAUGGGGAGCGCCAACGUGAAAAUCACAAGGAAUUGCCCAAUCUUAGCAGACUUUGCCUUUGACAAAGGUGGAGCGCGAGUACCAGAAGGAUCCAGUGUUCAGUUACUUAGUGAAGUCUUUCGGUCAGCAGUGGCCAUUUGGACGCAAGCCUGCUGAAUGCUGUGUAUAUAUUUAUAUAUAAAUAUAUAUUGAGUGAAACCUUGUGAACUCUUUAAUCAGAGUUUUCUUGUAUAGCGGCAGAGAUGUCUAUUUCUGCGUACAAAGUGUAAUGAUGUACCUAUGCUAAACUUUUUAUAAAAGUUUAGUUGUAAACUUAACCUUUUAUACAGAAUAAAUCAAGUGUGUUUAUUGAAUGGUGAUUUGCUCGCUUUAUUUCAGAGGACCAGUGCUUUGAUUUUUAUUAUGCUAUGUUAUAACUGAACCUGAAUCAAUACAAGCUCAAAUUUAUGUAGACUGUGUAAGAUGAUAAUAAAACAUGUCUGGAGCCGA
This is a messenger RNA of Phyllostomus hastatus (greater spear-nosed bat), 1259 nucleotides long. It is a transcript of the gene ID2, whose product is annotated as inhibitor of DNA binding 2. Gene Ontology annotation, biological process: negative regulation of transcription by RNA polymerase II; circadian regulation of gene expression; cell differentiation. Bases 117 to 521 code for a protein of 134 amino acids. The record is from RefSeq and is a predicted model, not a curated record. Gene Ontology annotation, cellular component: nucleus; cytoplasm. The transcript has 3 exons. Gene Ontology annotation, molecular function: protein dimerization activity; transcription regulator activity. Lineage: Eukaryota; Metazoa; Chordata; Mammalia; Chiroptera; Phyllostomidae.